This is a messenger RNA of Brassica oleracea var. oleracea, 336 nucleotides long. RefSeq lists its product as uncharacterized. The transcript has 2 exons. The record is from RefSeq and is a predicted model, not a curated record. Lineage: Eukaryota; Viridiplantae; Streptophyta; Magnoliopsida; Brassicales; Brassicaceae. Bases 1 to 336 code for a protein of 111 amino acids.
AUGAGUUCAUCUUCCGAAGUACAAUAUGGAGGAGGAGAUCGUGGGUUCCCAACGAAGUGUGACUGUGGAUUACGUGUGGUACCUUUACUAUUGAAGACACAAGAGAAUCCAGGAAGACUUUUCUACCGUUGUAUAAGCAAAAAGGAUGUUGAAGAUGCUAUUCCAAAACUCGAAAUCAUUGACAGGGAGAUUACUAAGACCAAAACUGAGGUUGAGGAGUUAAGGACUUUGAUUGAAGAUUUGAAGAAAGAUGUAGCAAGGAGCCAGAUAGAAAUCAGGAAUUGGAAAGCUUUGAAGGCAGUGUGCCUUUUGUGUGUUUUAUGGCUUUGUUGUUAG